UUUCGGGAAGGGUUGGAAGGGCCAAGAUUCCCACCACUCCCAAGGAUGGGUGGAUGGUUCGUCUGGUGUUGGUUGUCGGCCAGAUGCAGCAGCAGCAGCAGCAGCAGAGGUGGGAUGGCAGCCGGGCCAAGCAGCAAGGAAGGCAGGGGUGUGGCUAACAAGACAAGAAGGAGCCACAGGCUUGCUGACUUGCUGCCAGGGAGCCUGCUUGUUGGGGGCCACCAGCUCGGACGCCGUUGCAACCGUACCUGCGUCCAGCCGACGACAUAAAUCCCACGCAGUGAGAUGGCGCCGUGUCUAUUUUGAUGAGCGACCGGUAGCCUGCAGCAGGUAUACGAUGUGUGACCAGAGACCUGGCAGCCCUGGUCAGCACAUCACACAUCAUCCUGAGGGCAUCCAACAAUUUCCACAUGGCCCCACCCGUCGACUCCUUCCACGAAGGUGUUUGCUGGCUUGAGCAUCUAUACUAGUACCAUAGUACCUUCAUAUGUGUGACAGAAAAUUAAAACACCGAGAUCCUGCGAGAAUAAUUGUCUGCAUACAUACGACGUCCAGUACGACAUCCAGUACGAGCCCGUUACGCCCGUUGUUAAGCCCGUGAUGAAGCCGUCGCCGGGACACAGAGACUGCCGGCGCCGGCAAGUGCGAUAAGCCGGUCGACCAUCCGGAAGCGACGCACUACUCCGUACUUGUCCCCGCAAUCGGCCGGCCGCGGCAAAGUGCCCCGCGAUACACAAACUCCGGAUGACGAAAUGCGUCUGGCUGGGUUCUUGUGCCCUCUCGCGUCUGCUGGUUGUUCCCAAGCACCACUCCUGUAGGCUCGCGAUUCCCCUCUCAGCUCGAAAUGGCCGUAGACAAGCCCACGGAAACGAGCCCGCUCCUGCGCCCGGACCGUCCCGACGAGGCCGGCGCCAGUCCUGGCACUUCGACGUCAGGCUCAUCGGACACGGCCGUGGCCGUCGAGGGGGGCCGUGACGCCCCCCCAGCGGGAAAUGGCGGCGGCGAGGUCGCGCGGGAGGGCAUUCCCGAGAUGGCCAAGAGGCUGCACAUCCUGUUGCCCGCCAUAGGCAUUGGCAUCUUCCUGUGUGCCCUCGACCAGCUUCUCGCCGUGGCGACAUACGCCAAGAUCGGGAGCGACCUCAAGGCGCUCAACUCCACCAGCUGGAUAGCCACAGCCUACUUCCUGACCCUGACGAGCUGCCAGCCCCUGUACGGCAAGCUCUCCGACAUCUUCGGCAGGAAGGAGUGCCUCCUCUUCUCCUACGUCGUCUUUGGCCUGGGCUGCCUGGGCUGCGGGCUGGCCCAGGACAUGACCCAGCUGGUCGUCUCGCGGGCCGUGGCUGGCAUCGGGGGCGGCGGCAUGAACGCCGUCGUCUCCAUCCUGCUGACUGACAUUGUGCCCCUCCGCGAGCGCGGCGUCUGGCAGGGCUACAUGAACAUCAUCUUCGGCGCAGGCACUGCCACUGGUGCACCCCUGGGCGGCCUGCUCGCCGACUCGUUGGGCUGGCGGUGGUCCUUCAUCGGCCAGGUGCCCGUGGUCAUGCUGGCCUUCGUCACCGUCUACUCGGUGCUCCACCUCCCCAAGAGGGACCACUCCCACUGGAGGGAGAAGCUCGCCCGCGUCGACUUCCUGGGCGCCUUCUUCCUCGUGUCCGCCGUCCUGUGCCUCCUCCUCGGCCUCGAUAACGGCAGCAACGAGGGCUGGGCCAAGACGCAGACCAUCGUCCCGCUCGCCGUCUCCCCGGCCCUCUUCGCCGCCUUCCUCUUCGUCGAGGUCCGCGUCGCCUCCCACCCCUUUGCCCCGGGCCACAUCAUCUUCGAGCGCUCCCUCUUCGCCGCCUACCUCUGCAACUUCUUCGGCGUGCUGGGCCAGAUGCCCGUGCUGUUCUUCCUCCCCCUGCUGUACCAGGCCGUCGACGGCGUGUCGGCCGUCCAGGCCGGGCUGCUGCUGAUGCCCGGCUCCAUCUUUGGCGUCAGCGCCUCGCUGGGCUCUGGCCUUGUCAUGCGCCGGACCGGCCGCUUCUUCUGGAUGAAUGUCGCCGGCUGGGGCCUGCUCUUCUUCAGCGUCGUGCCCAUGGUGCUGUUCUCUGGGCCCUGGCUGAAGUCGGAGGCCGGUACCUCGAUCGCCUUGGGGAUCCUGGCCCUGGGGGCUGGGACUGGCAUCACCACGAGCCUGGUGGCCCUCAUCUCCAACGCCGCCAAGGAGGACGCGGCGGUCGUCAUCGCCUGCAGCUACCUCUUCCGCUCCCUCGGGUCCGCCAUCGGCGUCAGCGUCGCCUCGGCCAUCCUGCAGCAGGUCCUCCGGUCCCAGCUGGCCGCGCAGCUCGGUUCCGGCCAGGACGCCCGCGACAUCGAGAGCCGCGUCCGCGAGAGCCUCGACUACAUCUCCCAGCUGCCGCCACAGACGGCCGAGGUCGUCCGCCGCUGCUACCAGAUGGCCACCGUGACCGUCUUUGGGUUCCAGGCGAUCCCCGCGGCAUUGGCGUUUGUGUCUUCUUUCUUUAUCAGGGAGAAGAAACUCAGUUGAGGGAAGACCCCAGGAGUGGUGGGAACUGGAUGACCAUGCCACAACACGCAAAUGUGCGUGUCCAGACAGCGGAUAGAUCAACGUGUAAGCCAAGUCCUUAGAGAGCCAGUUUUUGGCAAUGACAUAGACGUGGACUUCAAAUAUUGCGGUGAAUU
Messenger RNA from Diaporthe batatas, 2682 nucleotides. RefSeq lists its product as uncharacterized. Gene Ontology annotation, molecular function: basic amino acid transmembrane transporter activity. The coding region runs from base 845 to 2527 and encodes 560 amino acids. Gene Ontology annotation, biological process: basic amino acid transport; transmembrane transport. The record is from RefSeq and is a predicted model, not a curated record. The transcript is spliced from 4 exons. NCBI's taxonomy places the organism in Eukaryota, Fungi, Ascomycota, Sordariomycetes, Diaporthales, Diaporthaceae. Gene Ontology annotation, cellular component: fungal-type vacuole membrane.